This is a messenger RNA of Prorocentrum cordatum, 1476 nucleotides long. NCBI's taxonomy places the organism in Eukaryota, Dinophyceae, Prorocentrales, Prorocentraceae. The record is from the annotation of a GenBank genome assembly.
GUGGAGUCGGGCCAGUCCGCGCUUCCCAUCCUCGUCGGCACCGACUCGGCCACCUCGCGGGUCAGCGCCGACGCCCCCCCGUCCAAGGGCAUCCAGCACGAGUGCAACGUGGUCCGUGCUUUCAGCCAGGUGGAGGCGACCGGCCACGAGGAGAUCAUCUACAAGUCUGAUGGUGAGGGCGCCUUGGCGGCGCUCAAGCGAGAGGAAGCGCCGGCCUACGUCGGCGCCAGCGACGGCCUGGCAGAGGUAGCAGUGAGGGGGGUCAAGGGCGUCGCGCGGUCUCUGAGAGUCGCCUUGUCCCUGCUGCACGGCACAGACAUCCCGAAUGACCAUCCAGUGUUGACCUGGCUGGUAGCCCACGCUGCAGGAUGCAUCAAUCGUGGUAAGAUCGGCGCCGAUGGACGGACGCCGCGCGAGAGGCACGCGGGCAAGGCCUCUCGCAAGGUGUUGCCGCCUGUCUGUGAGAUCAUCGUGUUCCUCCAGAGUGCGAGGCGCGACACCGAGUUCGAGGGGCGCUGGAAGAUCGGAGUCUUCCUGGGCGUCAUCAAGAAGUCGAGCGAGAUGUUCGUCGGCCACGACCGCAGGGUCGUACGCGCGCGGUCCAUCAGGAGGAGACCGCCGAGCCAGUGGGCCGACGCGGCCCUGCUGCUUUCGAUCAGGGGCGCGCCGUGGACGCCGACCCCGGACAAACCAGAGAACGCUCGCACCCCGACGGUCAUCGACGAAGUUCCGGUCGACCCCGCCGUGCAGCAGCCGAGGGUUGUGCCAGAGCAGGUCCUGGCUGAGCCUCGGAACGUUUACAUUCGCAGGAGCGCCGAGCUGGCCGAGCGCGGUUUCACAGAUGGACGCCAGGGCUGCCACGCGGCCCGCGCCAGCGCAGCGGCCAAGGCCCACAGCCCGGAGUGCCGUGAGCGCAUCCAGCAAGCCAUGGCGAAUGACCGUGAGCUCGCGCCCUGCGUCUUCGGGGCAGCGGCCCGCCAGCUGGAGGCGGCUGACAGGGCGCCUGUGCGCUGGGAGGGCGAGGGCGCCGUGGCACCGCCUCAAGCUGCCAGCCCGGUCGAGGCACCGAUGGAGUCGAGCGACCUGGCCGACGAGCCGUUCCGCGCGGAGGUGCCAGGCACGCCGCGGGCGCAGGCUGCUGGGCCGAGCGGGCCGUUGCAGGUGUCGCCUGGAGCUGGGGAUGCCAUGGGCGCGGACUCGCUGCAGCUCUGCGCGCUGCUGGCGGCUUUCGGCGACUGGAGGGUGGCCGUCAGCGAGCUGCAUGGGCCAGGGCGCGUCACGUCUCGGUCGAGCGCCUUCGACUUUGAGCCCAGCACAGCCUACGACAUCAGGACCGGCUACGACUUCAGCCAGGAGGGCGACAGGCAGCGGGCGAAGGCUACGAUCGAGCUAGAGCAGCCGCUGCUGACCACCGGCAGCCCGACGCGCGCGCCGUGGUCGAACCUACAGGCCCUCAACGCGGUCCAGGGCGUGGAC